AGUGACGCGGAGUCUGAGACUCUCCUCGCAAUUCGUCGAAAAUACUCGGAUUUCGUACUUUUCCCCUUUCAAUCUUCACGACGCUAAAACGCAAAACCGGAUCAAAUCCAUGUGAUUUCGCUUGUUCCAGACCAGACUCGCCCUCCUCUUACAUGUGGAUAUUGAUGCGGUAGGGAAUAGAUAAAGAUGCCGCAGCCGAAAUCGCGAAAGAUCGCCGUCCUGGGCUACAGAUCCGUCGGGAAAUCCUCCUUGACAAUACAGUUUGUGGAAGGCCAGUUUGUCGACUCCUACGACCCCACGAUUGAAAACACAUUUACGAAAAUGAUCACAGUGAAUGGUCAGGAGUAUCACCUGCAGCUGGUCGACACAGCGGGACAGGACGAAUACUCUAUUUUCCCGCAGACGUACUCCAUAGAUAUCAACGGCUACAUUCUGGUGUAUUCAGUCACCUCAAAUAAAAGUUUUGAAGUAGUAAAAGUUAUCCAUGAAAAGCUGUUGGAUAUGGUGGGAAAAGUACAAGUACCCAUAAUGCUGGUGGGCAAUAAGAAGGACCUUCACAUGGAACGCGUGAUCAGCUGUGAAGAGGGCAAAGCUUUGGCAGAAUCGUGGAACGCAGCGUUCAUGGAGUCCUCAGCCAAAGAGAAUCAGGUGAUGAUGCGCUUCCUGUCUCCCCUCUUCCUCUUCCUGUAGUGUGUUCUGUCUGGCUCUCAGCAGACACUGAUUGAUGCUCUGAUGAUUCUGCGAUGGUGUAUUUGUGAACUGAAUCAGCUGACGUCCAGUCUCACGUCUCAAGAGCUUCUUUAUUCUCUGCUGAAGCCUACUGUGUGAUUUACAGUCACUUCAUUUAUUUAUUUGUUAUUAUUAGUAUUAUUAUU
Molecule: messenger RNA, 875 nt
Organism: Sinocyclocheilus anshuiensis
Lineage: Eukaryota; Metazoa; Chordata; Actinopteri; Cypriniformes; Cyprinidae
Product: GTP-binding protein Rheb-like
Exons: 7
Coding region: 187-690 (167 amino acids)
Biological process (GO): signal transduction
Cellular component (GO): membrane
Molecular function (GO): GTP binding; GTPase activity
Source: RefSeq, a predicted model, not a curated record